Abrus precatorius (Indian licorice) is the source of this 531-nucleotide messenger RNA. Its product is annotated as monothiol glutaredoxin-S6-like. Lineage: Eukaryota; Viridiplantae; Streptophyta; Magnoliopsida; Fabales; Fabaceae. The transcript has a single exon. The coding region runs from base 78 to 386 and encodes 102 amino acids. The record is from RefSeq and is a predicted model, not a curated record.
UUGAAAAACUCUUCACUCUUUCUCCUAUAUGCUCUAUCAUUUCAUUGUAUUUCAUCUAUUUUUUCAAGCGAUACAUCAUGGACACGAUUACAAGCAUGGUAGCUGAUAAGCCUGUGGUGAUAUUCAGCAAGAGCACAUGUUGCUUGAGCCACUCCAUGACAUCAUUGAUACGUAGCUUUGGCGCAAAUCCCACUGUUCAUGAGCUUGAUGAAAUGGCGAAUGGGAAACAGAUUGAAAGUGCAUUGCUCCAAAUGGGAUGCCAACCAAGUGUUCCUGCUGUGUUUAUAGGACAAAGGUUCAUAGGUGGAUCCAAAAAAAUCAUGAGCUUGCAUGUCCGCAAUGAAUUAGUACCACUGCUCAAGAAUGCUGGGGCUAUAUGGAUUUGAGACCCAAGUGGUUUCUACAACCAUGAAUACUAAAUGUUAAUUAGAAUUUAGAGAUGAAUAAGAUGGUUUUGUAGUCAUGAUGUCUAGUUUAGAUUAUUUUGUAGUCCUGCUACGUAGUUAUACGGUGGUGUACUAUACUAGUAUA